Zingiber officinale is the source of this 2205-nucleotide messenger RNA. Its product is annotated as signal peptide peptidase-like 2. The transcript has 14 exons. The coding region runs from base 232 to 1878 and encodes 548 amino acids. Gene Ontology annotation, biological process: membrane protein proteolysis. Gene Ontology annotation, molecular function: aspartic endopeptidase activity, intramembrane cleaving. Gene Ontology annotation, cellular component: lysosomal membrane; cytoplasmic side of endoplasmic reticulum membrane; lumenal side of endoplasmic reticulum membrane. Lineage: Eukaryota; Viridiplantae; Streptophyta; Magnoliopsida; Zingiberales; Zingiberaceae. The record is from RefSeq and is a predicted model, not a curated record.
GUGAAGUUCGUUGAAUUAGGUUUACUUGUUGAUUGAAUGCUUUCCGUGCGAGAGGAGUUUCUCUGCUAUUACUUCUUUGCCUCGGCUCGGUCCCGAGGUUGGUACGCGAACAAAUCCAGUUGAAUGCUCAAGCCAUCUUCCCAUCGCUCCUGUCCUGAAUCGAUUUGAAUGCGAUCUGCAGACGAAUCGAAUUAGGGAUCUGUCGAAUCUGGCUGUUGAGAUAUACCCUUGAUGGCGCGAUGCUGUGCUCCUUCUGGCGGUUUAUCGUCGAUCCGUUUCCCCUUUCUUGUGGCCAUCGUCGUCUUCUUCCUCGCUUCCUCUUCGCUUAUCUUUGUCAGGGCGGAGGACGAGAUCUCUCACGACGACGAUGAUAGCCCCCGAUUCCCCGGCUGUGACAACAAAUUCCAACUGGUAAAAAUCAUGAGCUGGUUGAAUGGGACUGAAGGCACGACCAUCGUGGGACUAAGUGCCAAAUUUGGCGCCACAGUUCCACGCUUAGCUUCUGAUGCUAAAAUAAACUCUGUUGUUCUUGCUGAUCCACUCAACUCAUGUGCCAAUUUGUCCUCCAAGAUAACUAAUUCUGUUUACUUGGCUAAGCGUGGUGAUUGUACAUUCACUACUAAAGCAAAAUUUGCACAAUUAGGAGGUGCAGCAGGUUUAUUGGUCAUUAAUGAUGACGAAGAGCUAUACAAGAUGGUAUGCACAGAAAAUGAUACCUCUCUUAAUCUGACGAUACCUGUUGUAAUGAUACCCAAGUCUGCAGGGGUUUACCUGAAAGACUCAUUGACUAGUGGACAGACAGUUGAAGUUCUUUUAUAUUCACCAAAUAGACCAGUGGUGGAUCUCUCGGCAGCCUUUUUAUUGUUAAUGGCUGUUGGUACCAUAAUUUGUGCUUCACUGUGGUCAGAGUUCAUUGUUGGCGAGCACAUUGAUGACCACUAUAAUCAAUUGACCAGGAAGGAUCAGCACAAUGCUGCUGCAGAAAACAGGGAGGACUCUGAGACAGAAAUUCUUGAGAUAAAUGCAAAGGGAGCAAUUGUUUUUGUUAUAGUUGCAUCAGUCUUCCUCUUGCUUCUUUUUUAUUUCAUGUCUUCUUGGUUUGUUUGGCUGUUGAUCGUGCUAUUCUGUAUCGGUGGUAUCGAGGGCAUGCAUGUUUGCUUAGGAGGCCUCAUAUCAAGGUUUUGUAAAUGCUAUGGGCAGAAGACAGUAAAUCUUCCCAUAAUUGGGGAAGUACAGGUCCUUUCAAUUGCAGUUGUGCCAUUUUGCGCUGCCUUUGCCAUUUUUUGGGCUGUGAAACAGCAUGCUUCAUAUGCCUGGAUUGGACAAGAUAUUCUUGGCAUCUGUCUGAUGAUUACAGUUCUGCAGGUGGUCCGGUUGCCAAACAUCAAAGUUGCUACAGCACUACUUAGUUGUGCUUUUGUAUAUGACAUAUUCUGGGUUUUUAUAUCGCCCCUUAUAUUCCAUGAAAGCGUCAUGAUUGCAGUAGCUCGUGGUGACAAUAGUGGUGGUGAAGCAAUUCCAAUGCUUUUGAGAAUCCCACGCUUUUUUGAUCCUUGGGGUGGCUAUGAUAUGAUCGGUUUUGGGGACAUUCUUUUUCCUGGUCUCCUAGUUGCAUUUAGUUAUAGGUAUGAUAGAUCAAAGAAAAAGGGCAUCUGGAAUGGUUAUUUUCUUUGGAUGAUAAUCGGAUAUGCUUUUGGUCUCUUCCUCACAUAUCUAGCUUUGUACCUGAUGGAUGGGUAUGGCCAACCAGCCUUGUUAUAUUUGGUUCCUUGUACUUUAGGACUCGCAAUUAUAUUUGGUUGGUCGAGAGGAGAAUUGAAUGACUUAUGGAACUACAGCAAACCACAAGCAAACAACAAUUCCAUCGAAGCUUGUUGAUCAAAGCUUGCAACGGUAAUUUGACUAAUUCCUCUCAGAAGUCAUGGUUAAAUUUCUUGACCCAGAUUCAAGGAACAAAAUGUAGUUAAGGUUACUUUGGUGGAUGCAAAGAUUGGUUUUAAGCGACAUUGAUCCUCUAAUAGAACAUGACAGGUUUAGGCGAGAGUCAGAUUCAAAGUAAUUAUAAUACACAUGGAGUCUCACGUAAUAACUUGUAUUGAAUCAACCACCCUUUGCGAAUCAACUUUUGUUGUUCAGUAUUACUUGUAUUGAUCAAUAUGGAUCUUGUUCGUUUGGAUUCGUUUUAUUCCAUAUGCUUGUUUAUUA